AUAUUCGAACUUGACUAACUUUAUCAAAUUGUGGUCUGGAACAUAUAAUAUAAGAUGCGAUCCCAAAUUAUCACCCACUUCUACCAAUCGGGAUUCAGGAGUUCAGUUCCUUAUCUUGAUGGAUCCAGAAGACCACCAAUCCCCGUCGGAUCUCCGACAAGUACUAAUCCUCCGUCCACCUCCUGUUUUCGCCGUCCACGAACAAUACUUCUCCAACAAAUUCCAGAUCUUGAAAGCAUACGACUCACCCUUACCUACUCACGACUUCCUCCGAUCAUACGCGCAAUCCGUUAGAGUCGUCCUAUGCUCCGGCGUACGUCCAAUAACGGCUGAAGUGAUACGCGACCUGCCGGCUCUCAAACUCGUUGUCUCCUCCGCUACUGGCGUCAACCACAUCGACAUGGCUGAGUGUCGCCUCCGCGGAAUUACGGUAACUAAUGUUGCAGAUGUGUUUUCUGAUGAUGUAGCUGACGCCGCCGUAGGGCUUUAUAUCGAUGUCAUGAGGAAAAUUACCGCCAGUGACAGGUUUGUUCGCGGUGGACAGUGGCCGGUUACAGGGGAGUAUCCUCUUGGUUCCAAGAUAGGAGGAAAAAGAAUCGGAAUUGUUGGUCUUGGAAACAUUGGUUCAAGAGUUGCCACAAGACUAAAGGCCAUGGGUUGCGUAGUCUCAUAUACUUCAAGGCACAAAAAACACUCCACUCCAUUCAUUUUUCAUCCAAAUGUCCUCCAACUAGCUUUGAAUUCAGAUGCCCUCAUUAUUUGUUGUGCAUUGACUAAUGACACACGCCAUAUGGUCAACAAUACAGUAAUAAAGGCAUUAGGAAAAACAGGAGUCAUUGUUAAUGUGGCCCGUGGAGCCAUUAUUAAUGAGGUGGAGUUGGUGAACUGUUUAGUUGAGGGAGAGAUUGGAGGUGUUGGUUUGGAUGUUUUCGAGAAUGAACCAAACGUACCUACACAGAUGCUUGAAUUAGACAAUGUUGUGCUUUUACCUCAUAGAACAGCCUUCACGAGAGAAUCGUUUCAUGAUGCUGCUCAAAUUUUGUUAAGUAAUCUAGAAGCGUUUUUCACAAAUAAACCCUUGCUCACUCCCGUUGCAAAUCAAUUCUAGUCACACAAUAUGUGCCUUACUUGCAAAUGUAUUCUCUUGUGUUUGAAUGUGAUAAGUUUUGAUAUAUUUAGUUACAUAGCUUUCAUUUUUCA
Messenger RNA from Lactuca sativa (garden lettuce), 1200 nucleotides. RefSeq names its product glyoxylate/hydroxypyruvate reductase HPR3. Gene Ontology annotation, cellular component: cytosol. Lineage: Eukaryota; Viridiplantae; Streptophyta; Magnoliopsida; Asterales; Asteraceae. Gene Ontology annotation, molecular function: glyoxylate reductase (NADPH) activity; NAD binding; hydroxypyruvate reductase [NAD(P)H] activity. The record is from RefSeq and is a predicted model, not a curated record.